AUGGAAAUUGACGACAUUUUUUCUCAGAAGAAGGCGCAACCCAAGGAACAGGGUCCCGUUGAGAAAGAGCAGAACCAACAAGAACCUAAAAAGCCUGAAAAUGCUCGUUCUUCCAAACCCAAGAAAAAUGUCAAUAAAGAAGACGAUUUAUUUUUAGACCCCAAGGGGGCUUCAGGAAGAAAACGAACUGAAGAAGGCUUUUUGGUGUACGAUGAAGAUGAGCUAAAAAUGGGUAAAGGAGGAACCACACCGCUUUGCCCUUUUGAUUGUGAAUGCUGUAAGGAAAUUCUUAAGGUUUCUUGUGUCCUUCAUUAUACUAACUUUCUAUAG
This is a messenger RNA of Schizosaccharomyces cryophilus OY26, 330 nucleotides long. RefSeq lists its product as uncharacterized. The record is from RefSeq and is a predicted model, not a curated record. The transcript has 2 exons. Bases 1 to 330 code for a protein of 109 amino acids. NCBI's taxonomy places the organism in Eukaryota, Fungi, Ascomycota, Schizosaccharomycetes, Schizosaccharomycetales, Schizosaccharomycetaceae.